Messenger RNA from Suncus etruscus (white-toothed pygmy shrew), 555 nucleotides. Its product is annotated as lens fiber membrane intrinsic protein-like. Gene Ontology annotation, molecular function: structural constituent of eye lens. The transcript is spliced from 5 exons. Gene Ontology annotation, cellular component: plasma membrane. Lineage: Eukaryota; Metazoa; Chordata; Mammalia; Eulipotyphla; Soricidae. Bases 1 to 555 code for a protein of 184 amino acids. The record is from RefSeq and is a predicted model, not a curated record.
AUGGCUCAGGCGGUUCCUGCAAGGGCCAGCAUGCAGACCAGCUUCCUGGGCAGCGGACUCCUGUGUGCGUGGGCGGGGACCGUCCUCCUGGUGGUGGCCACGGCGACAGAGCACUGGAUGCAGUACCGGAUGGGGGGCGCCUUGGCCCACCAGGGCCUGUGGCGCUACUGCCUGGGACCCAAGUGCUUCCUGCAGACCGAGGGCAGCGCCUACUGGAACGCCACCCGGGCCUUCAUGAUCCUGGCGUCAGUGUGUGCCACUUCCGGCCUGAUCUUGGGCAUCCUGGCCUUCGCCCAGCACCCCACCCUCAGCCGCCUCUCCAGGCCCUUCUCGGCUGGCAUCAUGUGUCUUGCUUCCACCCUCUUCGUCCUGCUGGCCUUGGCUGUGUACACCGGGGUGGCCAUCAGCGUCCUGGGGCGCCGCUUCGGGGACUGGCGCUUCGCCUGGUCCUACAUCCUGGGCUGGGUGGCCUUGCUCUUGACCUUCUUCGCAGGUAUUUUCUACAUGUGUGCUUUCCGGGUGCACGAAUGUCGCCGCAUGUCCACUCCCCACUGA